AUGGCACAUGUUGAUGAAGAACAUUCGCCUCGUCUGGCUGCUUUGUGUAAGAGCUUGGGACGAUUGUGCUCCCCUCAUGACUUGGAGGUCUGGAACGAUGAGCCUACUCCUGCGAAAUUGAAUGAGUGCCAUUUAACUCUGAUUGGCAAGGUAUUUGCUAAUUCUCCUAUCAAUUUUCAGGCUUUUCAAAGUAUUAUGAAAAAUGUGUGGCGUACAGAACAGGUGGAUAUCUCUCAGAGAGAGGAUGGUCUCUAUGUAGCGAAAUUUAAAUUACUUACUGAUAAACAGCGGAUUUCAGAGGGGGGACCCUGGGUUUUUUCUGGUCAUUUGGUCGUCUUUAAGCCUUGGAUUCCCAACACACCGCUGCAUUGCUAUGAUUUUUCAACUUGCACAUUUUGGGUGCAAGUGUUUGGCCUGCCCCUGGAAUUGUGUACCGAACAGAUUAUUAGAAAAGCAGUUAUGACAGUUGGGAAAGUUUUGGAAGUCAGGGCUGAUGGUCAAGACACAUUUACCAUGAGAUCAGGGCGUGCCCGAGUUGAAAUCGACUUUCGGCAUCCUCUGCAGACAGGUCGUUUGAUUAGAAUCAAUGAUAAGACUCUUUGGCUAGACUUUAGAUAUGAACGUCUUGCCCAUUAUUGUUAUCUAUGCGGGAAGCUGGGGCAUUAUACUACCUCAUGUCCAACGAAAUCUGUUAAUGUUGAUGUAUUAACUAGGGAGGACAAGUUGCCGUAUGGACAAUGGUUGCGCGCUGAGCUCAAGGAACAUAGCCCGUACCGGAAACUCUAUUAUGAAACGAAAGAAGUGGAGGAUACAGUGGAAGAAGUGGUACCUGAAACUCCCCCUACAAUUGCUCCAUCCCUUCCUCUGCUGCCGCCUAUUCCUUCAUCUGGAGCCUCUCCCUCCUUGCAGCCUUUGGUAACUGAUAUUCCUCCUGCAUCAAAACUGGAUGGAAGUUCUCAUACUGCCUUGAUUCCUGCAUUAGCAAAGCAGAAGGGGGUUCAGCUUAAUAUAAAUUAUGUUCAUCAGGACAAGAGGUUGAAAAGUUCUCGCCAUAUAUCAAAAGUUGGCCCUGUUAAGAGCUGA
Messenger RNA from Eucalyptus grandis, 1083 nucleotides. RefSeq lists its product as uncharacterized. The transcript has a single exon. The record is from RefSeq and is a predicted model, not a curated record. The coding region runs from base 1 to 1083 and encodes 360 amino acids. Gene Ontology annotation, molecular function: nucleic acid binding; zinc ion binding. NCBI's taxonomy places the organism in Eukaryota, Viridiplantae, Streptophyta, Magnoliopsida, Myrtales, Myrtaceae.